Loxodonta africana (African savanna elephant) is the source of this 5575-nucleotide messenger RNA. RefSeq names its product zinc finger protein 23 (gene ZNF23). The record is from RefSeq and is a predicted model, not a curated record. Lineage: Eukaryota; Metazoa; Chordata; Mammalia; Proboscidea; Elephantidae. Gene Ontology annotation, biological process: regulation of DNA-templated transcription. The coding region runs from base 728 to 2788 and encodes 686 amino acids. The transcript has 5 exons.
GCUUCGUGGGCGGUGUCCUGAUGCCACGGUUCCUGUGGUUGGGACACGCCUCCACCCUGAGGAGGCUGUGUUUCCCGCCGUCGGGUGGCCGAGCCUGUGGGAGGGAGCUAGGCGGCGGCCCAGGGGCUUCUUUCGCCUCUUCUGGACUCCGGCUUUGCACAUGAUUGUCUAAUAGGUUCCGUGUUGUGGAAGACGGAGCCUGUGUUACUGUCACAGCCAUAAGGUCCCGAGCAUUUAGUGUUUGAUCUGUUCAGAGAAGAUGAUGCCGACUUUUGGGAAGAUGUGUCAGUGCAGCCAGAGGGUGGAAUAUUUGCAGGCGUGAAGAGGUCUGAGGUAACAUCACAUGCCUUUUGACAUGUUGAGGUCGUGCAGGGGCUUUUACCCAGGCGUUUCAAGUUUGGACAGUGUGCUCCCUGGUUCCUGGCAUAGGGUUGUUAAUCAGGGCCGAGACUGAGGGCAGAAAAAGCAGAGCCCCUCCCAGUCACCCGGGAGCAGAAGCCUGAUUUUUGGAGGGCACUGUCCCCUGGAGCGGUGUCAGCUCCAAAAGGUAACUUCACCCUGCUUCUCUCAGGCUGUGGGGUGACAGUGACCUGGAAAUGAUUUGGCCUUUCCACAGGCCAUUCCUGAGGGGAUAUGGGAAUACUCUCCUGAGAAUGUUCCAUCCCCGGACAGAGGUUUAGUUCCAGCUGCAACCCUUCUCUGAGAGGGAAUCCAUGUGGCGACAGACAUGCUCCUGACAGCCUGGCCCCAGAAGUUGGUGACCUUUGAGGAUGUGGCUGUGUACUUCACGCAGACAGAAUGGGAUGGCCUGUCCCCCACACAGAGGGCCCUGUACAGGGAUGUGAUGCUGGAGAAUUAUGGGCACGUGGCCUCCCUGGGAUUUCCACUUCUCAAACCUACCGUGAUCUCACAACUGGAGGGAGGAGGUGAGCUGUGGGGCCCACCUCCAGUGCCCACUGGAAUGGGAAUUGGCCCUCAAGACCUCUGGACUGAUACUGAUAUCCAGACUGACAAUAACUUGAAAAAGAAAAUGUGUGAAGAAAAAGGCAGUACAUCAUUUAAACUUCAGAGGGACUUUUCCCAGAAAACAGACUUUCCAGAAGCUUAUAUUCCAGAGAAACAGCAGGAAGUCCACUCAGUAGGAAGUGUGAAGAAAGAAGAUAGUAGUUUCCUUGAUAGGACAGUGAAAGAUGAGACAGGCCCCUCGGAGGAAUGUUUCUUUAUUCAAAACCCAAAUUUGUAUCACUGUCAUACUGUCUCCACUGGAGAGCAGCCUCCUGAGUAUACAGGAUCAGGGAAAGCCUUCAGUGCUGACAGGAAGUUUACUCAGCAUGAAAUUGAUAUUGAGGAAAGACCUUUCAAAUGUGAAGAAUUAGUGGAAACCUUUAGGUGUGACUCUCAAUGUAACGAACAUCAAGACAGUGACACUGGAGAGAAGCCCUAUCAGUGUAAGCAAUGUGGCAAAGCCUUCAGUGUUAAUGCAAAAUUAAUUUGGCACCAAAGACUUCAUAGUGGGGAUAAGCCCUUCAAAUGUAUAGAGUGCGGGAAAAGCUUUAGUUAUAGUUCCCAUUAUAUUACGCACCAGACAAUCCACAGUGGGGAGAAGCCCUAUCAGUGUAAGGUGUGUGGAAAAGCCUUCAGCGUUAAUGGGAGUUUAAGUAGGCAUCAGAGAAUCCACACUGGAGAGAAGCCCUAUCAGUGUAAGGAGUGUGGAAAUGGCUUCAGCUGUAGCUCUGCAUAUAUUACACAUCAGAGAGUCCACACUGGAGAGAAACCUUAUGAGUGUAAUGACUGUGGGAAAGCUUUCAAUGUAAAUGCAAAAUUAAUUCAACAUCAGAGAAUCCAUACUGGAGAGAAGCCCUAUGAGUGUACUGAGUGUGGAAAAGGCUUCAGGUGCAGCUCCCAGCUUAGGCAGCACCAGAGCAUCCACACUGGAGAGAAGCCCUAUCAGUGUAAGGAGUGUGGGAAAGCCUUCCACAAUAAUGCGAAACUCAUUCAGCAUCAAAGAAUCCACACUGGGGAGAAACCCUAUGAGUGUACUGAAUGUGGAAAAGCAUUUAGUGUCAAAGGGAAAUUAAUCCAGCACCAGAGAAUCCACACUGGGGAGAAGCCUUAUGAGUGUAAUGAAUGUGGGAAAACCUUCCGGUGUAACUCCCAGCUUCGGCAGCAUCUGAGAAUCCACACUGGGGAGAAGCCCUACGAGUGUAAUGAGUGUGGAAAGGCCUUCAAUGUUAAUGCAAAACUAAUUCAGCAUCAGAGAAUUCACACUGGGGAGAAACCCUUUGAAUGUAAUGAGUGUGGGAAAUGCUUUACUUCUAAAAGAAACCUGCUUGAUCAUCACAGAAUCCAUACUGGAGAAAAGCCAUAUCAAUGUAAGGAAUGUGGGAAAGCUUUCAGUAUCAAUGCCAAACUGACUAGGCAUCAGAGAAUACACACUGGAGAGAAGCCUUUCAAAUGUAUGGAGUGUGGAAAAGCGUUUAGCUGUAGUUCUGACUAUAUUGUGCAUCAGAGAAUCCACACUGGAGAGAAGCCCUUUCAAUGUAAGGAGUGCGGAAAAGCCUUCCAUGUUAAUGCCCAUUUAAUCCGGCAUCAAAGAAGCCACACUGGAGAGAAACCCUUCAGAUGUGUGGAGUGUGGCAAAGGCUUCAGCUAUAGUUCUGACUGCAUUAUACAUCAGACUGUCCACACUUGGAAGAAACCCUAUGUGUGUAAUGUGUGUGGGAAAGCGUUUAGGUUUAGCUUCCAACUUAUUCAUCAUCAGAGUGUCCAUAGUGAGGGAAAAUCCUAAUAAUGAGAAAGAUACAGUGAACUCUCAAGGUUAAUGCUGAUAUGGAUCAAGUAUCAGAUCACCCUGGUGGAAAACCCUGAGAGGGAAAUGAAUUGACAGAGCCUUCACUUGGAAAUAUCUUCUCUGUUUGUUCAAUAUAUAAUCAGGGAUGGAUGACCAGUUAAAAAGUAACAUCCAAAAAUAACUUUGCUUUAUACCAACAACCAAUAGAAAAUCUAUGAAAGAAAAUGUCCCAUUCUCAGCAGAAUCAAGAAAAUAGGUUUUCUAGGAAUAAACUUAAUAAAUACGCAGGACCCAUAUGGAGAAAAUGAUGAAUCUCCACUGAUGAUCACCAGAGGAAAAACCCGAAUAAAUGGAGAGCGAGAAGGAGACAAACCUUGUUCUCAGAUUGGAAACCCCAUAAUAUAAAGACAUUAACUAUCUAAAUUAAUUUAUUUCUGGUUAACUUUUUACAAGCAUGCGUUACUUUUGUAGAGGAAAAACAAUAAAAAUUUCCUUUAAAAAGGAAAAAUGAUUUUAUUAUGCAAUAGGGAAAACUUUUUCUAAGCAUUAGAUGAAAGAAAUCAUAAGCGAAAAUAUUGAUAAAUCAACUACUUAAAAUUUAAUCUUAUAUUUUUUAAUAAUCCCAAAUAAGGCUAAAAGAUAAUGGGCAAAAAGUGGAAAUACCUUUGUAAAACGUGAUGUAAAAGUACAGGCAGUCCCUGGAUUACGAAUGUCCCACGUACAACCAGUACUUAUGAACCAACCCCUGUAAAGCCUGUUAAAAAUUUGAGGUACAUAAAUGGUUUGUAAUAACAAAUGGGUGCUACCUUGUGAUGCACAUCAAAACAUUGUUAUUACUGUAUUAUGUUAAAGAUGUUUUAGAGUACCUGGAAGUGUUUAAAUGCAUGGAAAGGUACACUAGAUACUAUAUACUAAGACAUUUGACUGACAUUAGAUAUGAAUCAUAUCUGUUUCGAUUUAUGUACAAAUUCGACUUAAAGAUAGAUUUACAAACGGAACUUUGGUCAAAAUAUUCAGUAAUGGUAGCCAGGUACCAUCUGGUUCUUCUGGUCUCAUGACAAAGGAGGCAGUUAUUCAUGGAGGCAAUUAGCCACACAUUCCAUAUCCUCCUAUUCCUGACUGCCCUUCUUUCUGUAGCUCUAGGUGAAUAGAGACCAAUGGUUGUGACUUUAAUGGACGCUUGCAGGUUUUGUGACCACAGGCACUAUGCAAUGAACUAGGAGGUAGAAGCACUGAACACGUUCUUAGGCCAGUUAACUGGGAUGUCCCUGUGGUGUUGUGGCUUAGUGAGAUGAGUCACUGGUGGCCUAUUUAUACAAGGUUGAGGGCCCUUUGGGAGAAGAUGUCACACUGAAGGGAGUCCAAGCCAGAGCAACAGAGACCAGUGUCGGGCUGCAGCAGUCACUGCCAGAAGGGCAGGUUUGUGAGUCCAUAUGCGCCACUCCCUGGGGAUAUGGGGGGAGGAUUUAGCAUGGUAGGAGGUCCUACAGCAGCAAGCAGGCUGGAGCCCCGGAGGAUCGAGUCAUUAGUGUCACCGAGACCCCUCUGUCCCAUGCACAGGCUGAGGCAGCCUGGGGAAUGCUCCCAACACCCUGCCCCACCCAACCUACAUAGUUAGAAUUGCCCUUUGGUUCUAUGUUGCUUAAAAGGCAUCUCCACAUACAGAGAUUCUGCUUUUCCUGUGGGCGCAAGGCUUCUCCGGCUUAGCCCAGGGCCACUGAGGGCAUGGGUGCCUCCCCAGGAUAGCCCAUCACCUCUGGCCUGGCAGGUAUGGGAAACCCUUGGAUGCUUCUCUGAUGAGCAGAGAUUGCCCACCCUCUGCAAGCUCAAGACUGGCAACACGGGUGUAUUUGCAGAAAGCUCCCGACACCACAACAAACCACAGACCACAGCUUGUAUGUGCACACAUGCCACACACACAUGCAGCCCAUGGGGCAACCAAACCCAGGCCCAAGACAUGCAGGCCCAUUCACAGUCCCCACAUGUGACCCACAGAGUGGGUGCUUUCUGUCACACCCACAGCUCCCAAAUAUCCAUCUACAGUGUAUCAGACAGUCCUCUUUUUUUUUGCACACAGACGAAACUGGUCCUCCAUUUUAUCAUCUGUAAAAUGGAGUCAUAUUAGUACUAAUGAUACCCAACACCCCUACUAAUGAUAGUAAUACUAAUACUACUACUACCCAUUGCCAUUGCGUCAAUUCCAACCCCUAGUGACCCUAUAGGACAGAGUGGAACUGCCCCAUAGAGUUUCCAAGGAGUGCCUGGUGGAUUCAAACAGCCUAUCUUUUCGUUAGCAGCUGAGCUCUUAACCACAACACCACCAAGGUUUCCAGUGAUAGUAAUGAUAGGACUGAAUGACUUGCGGCAGGUAAAGAGCUCAGUCAGAGCCUGGUCCAGAGUUAGUGCUUGGUGAUCAGGGGCUGUUAUCUGAACGUGAGCACACAGUCAUUCACACACACAGACACACUGAUAUACACACAGCCCUACAAAUAUUGAUGCACACACACAAACACCAAUGGACACACAGUCCUGCACACACACACACACCGAUGCACACACAGUCCUGUACACACACACUGAUGCACAAACACACUGAUGCACACACAUGGACACAAGGUCAAACACAGGACUUCCCAAACCCCUGUUCCACAAACGCAAACAGGAUGCACAUACAGACCUUCCCAUAGACACACAGAGAACCACCUAAACAUAGACAUACACAGACACACAUAGUCACACACCCAGUACACUCCACAGGAUUUCCCCACCCCUUUUUAUACAGAC